AGCCACGCAAAACCUGCAUUACAACGCGCUUAAGCUCUAGGUGUUAUCAAUUCAACUACUGUUUUGAAAAUGUUAAUAUUGGCAUGAGUGACUUCAAUAUAUGAAACACGAUGUUUGAAACAUGGACUGAUAUUAGAGGUGAUAUUUACAACGUGCGUUUUAUGGAUUUAAUUAACGUGAAAAUCAUGUCAAGUGGAUAAAUAUUGAAAAGUCAAUUUUACAAUUUUUUAAAAUUUCCCUAGAAUUGUUGUAUUUUGUGAAGUGUUGUGAGAGGUGAUUAUUCGGAAAAAUGAUUUUUCAUUUAAUGUGAGGCUGCGCGGUCCAGCGGUGACCGGAGAAAGACAGAACAUUGGCCUCGACAUGCGAGACUGGAUAAAAGACUGAGCGCGACCGUCCGGGCUUGCCGAUCUAUUCUCAAAGAAAAGACGCCGAAUAAUAAUUAAGAAUUAUCAAAAUGCCUACCGAUCUUGUGGUGACGUCAGCGUCGGCAACGGAGGAGAGCACAAGGUCCGCUCGAGAAUUGUUGACAUCGAGAUCGUCAACGUCGUCGUGUUCGACAAGCAGCACUGGUCUGUCCUCACCGAGGACCUUUGAUCCCUCGACUUUAGCAGCAUAUCAUCACCAUCACCAUGGAUUCGUGGCGGGUCUAGGUCAUCCUCACCACCGAGAGUCGUCGGCUUUCGUUCCCGUUGUACCGUCCCGAUUGCACCUGGCCCCCUAUCCCAGCGAGAUGCACGCACACCUGAGCGGCGGCCCUCCCUCAUCGUCAUCCUCCGCAAAUCAGGACCACGAGGGGUCUGAGCCAUCCGCAAGGAAAACGACAUCCAGCUACGAGAUCAUGGCGAUGAUGGCGGAUAAGCGUAAAGAGUUGGCUGCAGCCAGGGCCCUACUCCUUCCUCCUCCACCUCUCCUGGAACCACCACCAGGUUAUCCAGUAUUCACCGGACCCUUUCCAGGCUCUUCCGCGAUGUACCCGCCAGGCGGUCCCCUGGCCCACCAACACCUCGACAGAAGACUGCUACGCGCUCCUGGCAGAGCUUCCCGACCCAAGAAGCAAUUCAUCUGUAAAUUCUGCAACCGUCAGUUCACAAAGUCGUACAAUCUCCUCAUCCACGAGAGAACGCACACGGACGAGCGGCCCUACUCCUGUGACAUUUGCGGAAAGGCAUUCAGACGACAAGAUCAUCUCCGGGAUCAUCGAUACAUCCACAGUAAAGAGAAGCCAUUCAAGUGCGGCGAGUGCGGCAAGGGCUUCUGCCAGAGCCGAACCCUAGCCGUACACAAGAUCCUUCACAUGGAGGAGUCACCCCACAAGUGUCCAGUCUGCUCCAGGAGUUUCAAUCAACGUAGCAACUUGAAGACUCAUUUGCUCACCCAUACCGAUCACAAACCCUACGAGUGCACAUCGUGCGGAAAGGUCUUCCGGCGGAAUUGCGAUCUCAGAAGGCAUGCGCUCACUCACGCAGUCGGCGACGUACCUCCGGAAGCGUUGGAAGAAGCGUUACGCGAUGACGACAGCCCAGAAGAGGAUUGCCCCGACCCCGGGCCGUCGACAUCCAGCUCCUCAUCAAUCCCCAGGAACCCUUCCUCCUCCAGUGGCUACCCAGGCUCCUCCUCCCAGAGUCUUCCCUCCCGACCGCAGUUACAAAUCCGACGAGACCUCCUCCAGGUGAAACCGGAAACUGUGACGAGUGGUAACGCCAUCGCCGGCCCGCAGAAUCCAGCUCCGCCGAUCCUAGCGCCACCUCCGCCGAUCUUAACCUCCUACAGACGUCGAUUGGGAUCACCAGGACCCUCCAGAAUGCUUCUUGAGCUGCAGGAACGGGAGCGCGAGUGCGAGAGGGAGCUGGAGAGACAAAGGGAACGGGAGUGCGAGCGGGAGCUAGAGAGACAACGCGAGAGGGAGAGGAUCAAGGGGGAGGAGGAGGCACGACCACCACGAGUGCAAACACCACAACCACCACCACCACCACCACCACCGCCGAGACCAGCGCCUACUAGGCAGGGUUUCACCAUUGCCGACAUUAUGCGUCGGUAAAUCAUGAUGAAGUACAUCGGACAAUAAUGGAAUUGUACGUGGAGUGACUUUCCAUCGUAAAUUCAGUCCUCCAAAUGGAUACGUAAUAAUGACGAUUUAGAGGAUAAUGGGCGGGACCGCUGACCAGUCAUCCAUCAUCUUGGGCCAGCAGGAUGCAUCCAUUAUUGGAAAGCGAGAUGGGACUCUUUGUUGAGGUGCUUUCGUCGAAAAUUACGGAAAUUUUUUACGUCGUACAGUCAUUUUGGGGUAUUUUGUGACUUAUGAAUUGAGAUUGAUGUGUCCGGUGAAAAUGAGUGAGUGUUAACAUUUUGACUUGCCCAACAAGUGCAAUUAUUAAUAACUUUAGUAAACCAGUGAUAUAUUAUAGAGAGGAUUUUUUUAUGCUGUAUUUCUAAGAGGUACUUCUUAGUGAUAGUGGGUGUGAACAACCUGACACAGCUCAUUAAUGAAAUUAGUGCCAAUUUUCAAGGUUCAAGGUUUGUUCCCGAAAUCACGUGUGUUCCGCUUGUUUCCGAAAUUGAGAAUAUUUUCUGGUGGACACAAAGAAAAAUGAAAGAUAAACAUGAGUAAACGAGUGAAGUGGAAAAGAAAAGAAUAGAAUGGAGGCAAUAAUGAGGACUGGAAAAGGGCAUUGGUUGGGCUGCCGUAAACAGUGGCAGGUGCGGCCGAGGGAGAGUGUAGGGCCCACAGAUACAUUUUGUAUAAGGUGGAAUGCUUUUGUUAUCUCUCUCUCUACCUGGAAUAGCUCUCCGAGCCUUUUUAAAAUCCAUUGUCUAUAAAUCAGCCUAGCCGAUACAUUUUCCACUUGAGUGACUUUUCUGAGAUUGAGAAAAAUAAACGCAUUUUACGUACAAAACGAUUCAUUCAUUACGGAUGACAGGAAAUGUUUCUUGCUAUCUACACAAUAAAUAGUCUCAACUAAGUAUUUCAACUUUUCUGCUGUGCGUUUUACUUUUUGAAGAGAGUCAUCUGAGAUUACCGAUCGUAAAAAAAUGAUAGCGAAAUGUCCGUGAAAUAAGUUCAAAUAUCUCAAAUAAUUUAGGUUAACAACUACAAUAAAAUCAAAAUAUUUUUGUGAAAAGAUUGAUCGUGUAUAUAUGUUACAACUAGAGAUAAGAAACUAUUUGGGUUAAAGAACAAAAAGAAAAUUUCGCUAAAUGAAAUCGUAUUACUUAUAUGUGAUAAUUUGAUUCAUGUUUGUCUGUUUCUUUAUUAUUCAUUGUUUUGUCGUUCGAUUUUAAGAUCGAAUAUCGAGGACAAAGAACUGUUAAAAAUUUUAUUAUAUAGUAUUGAAAAUUUAUAUAACACGAGAAAAAAGUAUCGAAAUUAUUUAACAUGAUUUCCGGUACAAUUUGCAGUGUUUUGAGAAGAAAAGACGUUUUCGUUUUGAUUACUGUUAUGAAUUUUCUACGAUAUUGAGUGCCUAAACCUAUCUGUAAGCAUCACUACUUUUAUUUAGGAUUACGAGAUUUUUUAAGGUGAAUGAACAAUCACAGAAAAAAUGUAAAUUAUUAUAAGAAACUUGGAAUACGAAAUAAAGUACUAUGAAAUAUCAA
Molecule: messenger RNA, 3594 nt
Organism: Diachasma alloeum
Lineage: Eukaryota; Metazoa; Arthropoda; Insecta; Hymenoptera; Braconidae
Product: protein bowel
Exons: 3
Coding region: 455-2038 (527 amino acids)
Biological process (GO): embryo development; regulation of transcription by RNA polymerase II; embryonic pattern specification
Cellular component (GO): nucleus
Molecular function (GO): RNA polymerase II transcription regulatory region sequence-specific DNA binding; DNA-binding transcription factor activity, RNA polymerase II-specific
Source: RefSeq, a predicted model, not a curated record